GUCUUGGUGAGACUGUGAUCCGGGAGGCAGUGUAAAUAUUUUUCCUAUCGUUUUAAAAGGAAUACAGACGAACCGGUUUAUAAAGGUGUGUAUGCGUUGCAACUCCUUCAUUUACUACUCAUUCUUGGCAUCAUCAGAGUACGGGUAUCGUGGGCCCCCCUGGACCUUGCCCCCCCUGCUCUUGGCACGCGCUUGCAUCUUCAAGGUCUUUGUUUACUAGUAGCAGCCUCAGACGCUCCGUCAGCGGCUCCUAAUAGAUCUGUUGGUACUUGUGGAUGGUUCGGACCCGCGCAGAAAGAAACUGUUGCCUAACUAGUGGCGUGAUGUGGAUGUGGUGAGGACGAAGUGGUGGUGGGUGAAAGAGGUGAAGUGUUAAGGGGGUGCCGGGUGCUCCGCCCCCCUUGCCCCCCGCCACGUGUGACACACUUGUACCUGAGAGCGAUCGCGCGCGAGAGAGAAAGAGUGGCGAGCAACAGGAUCCGAGCGAUAGAUUGUAUGAGAGAGUGACUUCGAUCGCCGCCAUGAAGCCCUACCGUAGUAGGCCGACCCUCAUCAUCUCCGUGACCUCUUCCCACCUCUUCCUCCUGCCGCUCCUGCUGCUGCUCUCAGCCACAUGUCCGAUCACCAGGGGCGCCGCCCCCGACCUCGACUCGCUCGACCUUUUCGAGGAGCCCCAGGGCACGUUCUCCGCCGUGGUGGCGUCGGAGGACACCAGGCUCCUGCAGGAUGUGUUUGAGGAUCUGCCCGAGAACCCGCUACUGACGGAUGAACCCACGUCGUCGGCGGACGAUGAGGAAGAGGAGCUCGUCGUCAGGCAAAGCACCGCCACCUUGGGUCCCACGACGGAGGAGGUCUUGGACCCCGAGGUAGCGGUGGUGGAGGAGCCCAAGCCUCGCAUUGCCUAUUCGCACGCCUAUGUCAACAAGACCUACCUGUCGAAGGACAACUUCAACGCCAGGGGCAUGGAGCACCUCUAUCUCAUCACCAAUCUCUUCCUCGACCUGGUGCAUCGGGAGGAGGAAUACCCAAAACAGAUAAGACCUGUCAUCCUGGAAGAGCUGAACAAGGUGCCUCCGCUCAACCUGGACCUCUUCUUCCGGGUGCUGUCGCACCUGGAGGGCAACUGGGACGUCCUCCUGAUACACUACAUCGGGCUGGUAGCGCUGGUGUUCCUCGGCGCCCUCCUGGCGGUGGUCAUGCCCCUCGCCGGCCUCGUCUUCGCCUGCUGCAGGUGCGCCGGGAGGUGCGGGGCGCAGGAACCCCACUACGACAAAAAGCGCGACCCCUGCAAGAGGGUGACGCUGGGCACUCUUCUGGCCACGCUUGUUGUCGUCAUUUUGCUGGGUUUGGUGUGUGCUUUCGUGACCAACGCCAGGGCGGAAGAGGGCAUCCAGGAGUUCCCAAAGGACUUGAACGACGCCGUCCACGACACCAGGAUCUUCCUCAACAACACCGACAGCGAGGUGCAAAACUUGCUUGUAAGGAACUACCGUGAGCUUCAGGAUGUUCUCUUCAAUAAGCUAGACAUUGCUACAGGUAGUGGUGAACUGGUGAAGGUAGAGUUAGCGCGUGUGACCAAGGCCGUUGCCAUCGACAAUCUAACUGCCAUAGCCACUAGUUUAUCAGCUAUCAAGCAAGACCUUUGGGCCAUCAAGAAUACCACGCUACAACUUCAGGACCAAACCUCGAAUCUACAGAGUGGCUUGGGGGAUGUUGCUCGUCGACUACGCGAACUGCAAGAAUCUUGCGAAUCUCUGCCGGACUGCCAAGAGCUCAUUACCAAAUAUGCAGAUAAGCUAACCAUCAACAAUGACUUUGAUCGGUAUCUGGAGACCGAUGUUUUGCCUCAGCUUCCAAAUGUAGAGUCAAAACUAGACGAAGUUACUGCACUAAUUGAAAACGAUAUAGAAAUUGUUGUCAAGAGAGGGAAACGUGCUUUUGAUUCAAUUGCAACGGAAAUUCAGAAUAAAGUACAACGCUCUAUACCUGAAAUCAAGUCAAAAAUUGAGGAUGCAGGUGAUCAGCUGGAGGAUACAGCAGAAAAAAUCCACCGCUGGCUCCAACCAGUGGAUGUACAGCAACCCAUGGAUGAUGGUACUCCAUCCAAUAGUAAUCUUAAGCUUGUGUAUACUGUAAUAAGGUCUAUACAGGAUGGUAUUAAUGAAUAUUCCAUGUACAGGUACUGGGGCUUUAUGCAAUUAUGUGUAUUGCUCCUAGUGAUUACACUGUGCUUUACCCUGGGUGUUGUGUUCGGCUGUUGUGGUCGACGACCUGAUGAAGCUUCAUCCUGCCACAAGGCAACUGGUGCUUCCUGGCUCAUGUGUGGUGUUGGACUGACAUUCCUUUUCUCUGCGGUGAUCAUGAUUGCAACAACAGCAUUGUUUGUUGUUGGGAGUGUGAGUGACAUUCUGGUUUGUGACCCGCUGGGCGAUCCCACAAACUCAGAAGUUUUUUCAGUUGUAGAGGAACGUUUUAACCUUAAUGAUUAUUAUCCUGCUGGUCAGGCUCCACGUAUAACUGAAAUAAUAAGUAAAUGCCACACCAACCAAAGUCUGUAUUCUGUGUUAAGCCUUGUCCACAUAGACAGCAAGCUUGGUGAACUCCCUCACUACAAGAAGGAAUUUAACUUGGACAAAAAAAUUGAUCAGCUGAAGCUACAAAUCAGUGUUGAUACCGAUGUAGAAAUAUUGUCAAGGGAUGCAAAAGAACAACUAUGGGAGCUUGCAAAUUCCUCUGUAGCAGAUAAGGAUACUUGGGAUUAUUAUACAGACAUUUUGGAGAAAAAUGUUUUGACCAUUGAUCUGAUGGAGUUAGCAGCCUUACUGAAUCAAACUGCAGAUCAACUGCCUACUGGUUAUGAUAAGGUGUCAUUUAAGCUCAAGAAUGAUGCUCUGUUCUUGGAGGGAUUGCAACGAUGGGUGUCAUCCAUUGGUUCCCUAACAAGAAAUCUCAAGUCUACAACAGCACGCCUUAAUGAGCAUCUCAAAUUCAACAAAACAAGCCUAAGAGAAGCUAUUGGGGAUCUUAUUAGCCAAGCUGAGUUUGCCCAACAUUAUCUUCGAGUAAAUGGGUCUCGCGAGGUGACUGAGCUUGUUGAGCGAUUUUCACAAGACUUUUUGGCUGAUGUAGAUGAGUAUGUGUGGCACGUCAAGUCUGCUGUUACCCAUGAUGUAGGCCGAUGUGGUCCUAUGUCAUCAGCUUACAACACAACUAUAAAUGCAUUAUGCAAAGAUAUUAUGUAUCCCUUUAAUGGAUUCUGGGCGAGCGUUGGUUGGGUAUUCAUUUUCUUCUUGCCAGCGAUGAUUUUAGCAGUGUAUCUCUCAUCCCUUUACCGCAAGACAGAACCAUAUCCAGGACCUCUCAAUGAAUCUGAAUACUUGUAUGAUGCGUAUGAUGAGAGGAACAGCUUUCCUAUGUCCAACCAAGAGUCCAUGUAUGACGCAUAUGCUGAGAGGGACAACAUCCCCCUCACCACUGGUGCUUAUGACAAGAAGCAGCGUCGUCGCUCCCGUGACUUUGAGGGACACGUAAGCAGUAGCUACACAGCUGAUCAGCCAUACAUUGGUUCCCGCUCAUCUCCUCAACGCACUGAAUAUAAUAAUACUUCUGACUGGGCAGACUACCCUCCAAGCGGCGGCCCCCCGCGCUACUCCAGUCAACCCAGCCUUUCCCCGGAAUACGAGAGACCGCCGCCAUAUUAUUAUCCCGGGCCUGGACCGCAGUAUUAUGGGGGACCUCCCCCUGGAACGGGGCCUGCUGCCGGGGGGAUGCAGGUGCAUCCACCGCCUCCAAGCAACCCCCCGGCUGGGCCUCAAGGCCCCACAAACUUCCUGCACGGGCCAGCCCCUUGGAACCCCGCCCAGCGCACCAUCAAUCUUGGAGGCUGGAAGAUCUCACCAGCCUACUCUCGGGACGAAUAUGAUGCGUAGUGGACAUUUGUGCAGCCAGCUUCAGCACUCUGCUUGAUGCAUAGAAGUUACCAUCUUAAAGCUUGAGGGUGAUGAAGUACCCAAGUAAUAACAAUUGGCCAAAAGAUUGUACCAUCAACCAUCCCCAUCAUAUCCUCUUACAAAGGCACCUAACCAGAUUGGAAAGUAAAAAGCCCUUCUUCUUAUGCAGAGAAUUUUAUUACAUUUUGCCAAGUUUUGUUGGUAUGUGUGUGCCAACUGUCUCUUAUCCAAACCAGAGCUCAUUGGGUUGGGAAACAUUCCAUACUAUCAAAAAUAUUUACAGCACAGUAUGGUUUUUCAUACUGCCCUGUAGAUGUUUGAAGGUUUGUUAUAAAUAAAAGUAGCCAAAUCUCAUUGUUGAAACCGUUUCAUCGCUGGUGAUAUGGAUGUUAAUAUUCAUAGAUGUAUGUACUGUAUAAACAAGUAGUGAGUCUUGAGGAAAUCCAUAGCUAUCUGAUUAUCCAGGUGUGAAUAAACUGCCAAUUUCUGUCUCUUUGUUCAAUGUUUGUAGUAGAUUUUCCAAGCUUAUCUGUAGGUGCACUAGAAGCUGUUGAAGAAGGAGUAGCGCAGAUUAGAUGUUAGGUUCCCAAGACAAGGUAACUGAAUUUAAUAAGUAAAAAAGAUAGGAAACUGCUGGUAUUCAAUAGAAUUGUACACAAGGAAUAUUCAGAUGGUAGUUUUUGUGAAUGCUGCGUUGUUUUAAAUUUGCUUUUUUAAUCCCAUGUUCAGUGGAAAGAGAUGAUGCUCCUUAAUGUUACAGUCAGCUGAUUACUGGCAACACUAUAAUUGUGGUAUUCAAACCUUUUCAUCAUCAUAAUGUUACUUCCUCCACCACAUGAGAGGGAAUCUUUAGAUUGUUAAAACACCAUUUGAGGUCAUAUGUUUUAAUCUUAUAUAUUGUUAAUAUUCCACAUAAAAGUUAUAAUGUUAGUUUUAUCAGAUUUUAUUUUUUGUGAAUAUUGACAUAAUUCCUUUAAAAUGCUUGUCACAGAAGUGUGUGCAUUUGAAGUUAGCUUCCAAGCCUCCAAUAGUGUUAAAAAUAAAUAUUUUAGUCUUUGGUAGACAUUUUCAUAAUAGACUCCAUCACAUGUGGAUAAAAAUGUGCUUAUUCUGAAGUUUUUGAUGGAGAAUUGUGUCAAGAUCAGAGGUUUUGGGUCUUGAGUUUACCAAAAGGAAUUUAAAUAUAUAUAUGGUACCACAAUACAGUAUUCCUUUUUGGAAUACUUAUUUCUUUCCUCAAUGAUUUGGUUAAGUCUCAUUACUGAUGGUCUUUCCACAAUGGCUUUUAGUAACUGUAUCCUGAAUUACAAAAUAAGCCUAGAUAAUGUAUCAUGAUCAUAAGUGUCAAAUGCUACUGUUUACAGAAGGCACAUCCUGUAUAUUAGUUUAGUAAUAAUUGAUACUCACUGUAUGUUAGGCACACAUUGAACCCCUCCAUUUUAGUUUUGACUAGGAAAAGUAGAGAUUGUUUUUAGUUUUGCCUUGUUGUGUAGUUCAGUAAAUGCAGAAAAUUUUUCCUAUCAAGUUUGUUCAAAUUAGACCAGUUUAUCUCAUGUUGUAGAUGAAAUAUGGUGAGGUAAAUUAGAUAUACAGAAUAUAUAGUAAUCCUCAUAGAUUGCAAGUGCUCAUUGAAACAACACCUUGUAAAGAAGUUUGUAUGAGUACAGUGAUAGUGUAUAGGACUUUGGACCCCCUUUAAAGAAUCAUUAUUUAAGACAUAUCCUCUAUUAAUCUGCGGAGAUUUAAAGCUACUCAUUAGUGCAUCGUAAUAUUAUCAGUAUUUCUUGUUUUAAACCUUUUACAAUGUUAAUCAAAGUGUGUCAUUCCCAACAAUUUUUUGGCUUUACAUUAGAAUCUAAUGAAUAUGUACAGUACUCUAUAAGAAAAUGUUUCAUAAUUACAGUUCUAAGUUUCAUAUUGCUGGACAUCACAGACGAUAGUUUAACCAUAUAGUAUUUCUGUGGUUAAUGUUCCAUAUUUCUUAAAAACCUUGCUGUUGAGCAGAUGUUUGUAAUUAGUGAUGGCACUGAUAGUUGGGGUCUUUUCAUGAACAGAUGUUAACCACAUUAGCAUAAAUGUUCUUAAACAGGUUGCUAUUGUAUUUCUGUCAUCUAUUCCUCUGCUAAUUGAAAGUUAUCAGUUGAAAUUGCUUGUUGAUAUCUUCAUCAACAUUGUUACUGACCAUUGUUUUUGAGAUCUCCCCAAUGAUUAUACACAUGCCUAACUGGUUAAUGCUGCUCAGAUGCAUUGAUAUUGAUGCCAUGCAAAUGUUUAUAUAACUCGUGAAGGAUCUGUUAUGGUUUGUUACCAUAUUUAAUGGUGUAGAUUUAGGAAUAAAGAUCUGGAUAAAUGGGGAUCAGAUAUCACUGUUUGUCUUUUGUUCAUUUUUAGGAUGUUUAGUCAAUGAUAGGAAUCAAGAACAGCCUGAUGACACCUUUUGUUUACUUGUGGUAUUACACACUAGCUGCCAAGAUUCAAAUUUUUUUUAGCAACUUCAAAAUGAAGAAAAACCCUAGUUUUCUUGGAAAUUUGUGUUAUGUUACUCUGUGUCAUUUAUAUAAGAAACUUUUCCUCCAAAUUUUGGAUAUUUGUACUUUUAUUUUGUCUGAUGAAGAUCGUAUCAUUUCUUUAAUAUGCCAAGUUUUAUGAACGAGGAGGUAGUAAUACAGUUUUGGUAGUUUACGAACUUUAAAUCUCAUUUCAUGAGGGUUGUAGCUGUAUAGCAGUGAAAGCUACAGAUUACAUUACCUUUUAUUUAACCUUUGUAUUGCUUAUUUUGAAUUCCAUAUUUCAUCGGUGGUAUUUCAAUAUUUUUAAGAGUAGACACAUCAGCAAACCUAUAACAGUGAACUAUCAUAUGUAUUGACUGGAUUUUUUUUCCCGUUUCGAAUUUUGCAUAUCUCCAAAGUUCCAUUAUUUCUGUUAUAGACUGGGGAAUUCUUUUUGUGUAGUAAUUCUACAUUCCCUCAAGUUGUUCAGCAGUAAGUAGUGAGAUAGUGAUAAUACAAGUAUAGGUGUUUCACAGUUUAUGUUGUGUUAGAUAAUGUGAAGUCUUUGUCUUUGGUAAGUUAUGUAGUUUCAUGAAGCAAAUGUAUUGAUGAUAUCAGUACUAGCAAGCUUUUCUUUUUUUAUAUAAAUUCUCAACAGAUGUUGGGAACUGUUUUCAUACAAAUUUUUAUGCUGGUGUUCAAUUUUAGUUUUUCUGUUUUAAUUUUCCCAAGUUGAUUUUAUUAUUUUUAUUUGCCAUCUUUAAAUGAUGGUAUACUAUUUUGUUGGAUAAGCAUCUUUCUGUCAUAAGUGCUGUUUUUUUUAUUUUUUUGCAAUAAAAAUUGUGUGAAUGAGACUCAAGCUGUGUUUGUUAAUUAUUUUAAGUUCAUAAGUAAUUUUUGCACCAAGAUGGUAGGCUAGUACCAGACUCGUUGCUGUUCACAUAUAUGACUUAACUUCUGCUCAUAGCUACCUUGGAUGUGAACUGUGUGAUCAUUUAGCUAUUUAAAUGCCAUAUGAUAUACUAUAUUGCUCAUUAAGUUAUACUAUUUAUGUAGAUACUUAGUAAUGUGUAUGAUAAUUAUUCAGAUUAUCUUUUUUUGUUUUGAAUGAACUUAAUACAUGAGAUACAAAAGUCAAACUUGUGUUAAUGAAAGUAACUACAAAAAUCAGGUGAAAUGUUUUAAGAUAUCUGUUAGAACAAAAGAUAAACUUGUUUUCAAGUGCGUUAAACAUUGUGUAAAUAGAAGAGAUGUGUGAAUGAGCAUUGGUCUCAUUCUAGCAUAUACCUAUGUCCUGUGUGAUUUUUAUAUUACAAUAUUAUGAAGUUUUCUGUGUCAGGUCUCAAUAAUACAUGAACCUUUUUUAUAA
This is a messenger RNA of Macrobrachium nipponense, 7808 nucleotides long. Its product is annotated as prominin-1-like. Gene Ontology annotation, cellular component: membrane. The transcript is spliced from 26 exons. NCBI's taxonomy places the organism in Eukaryota, Metazoa, Arthropoda, Malacostraca, Decapoda, Palaemonidae. The record is from RefSeq and is a predicted model, not a curated record. The coding region runs from base 522 to 3929 and encodes 1135 amino acids.